AUGGGUAUGGCUAAUCAAGAAGCGAUCAAGCAGUUUCAGUCUCUGAUGGACAAAGUGGAUGAGCCGCUGAAGAAUAGUUUCAAGAAUGUGCACCAGGGAUUUCUAACUGAAACUUUGACAAGAUUUCUUAAAGCGCGAGAAUGGAAUGUUGCCAAGGCUCAUAAAAUGGGUCUCCCGGUUAUUGCUGUUGGUGUGGGGCAGAGCACCUAUGACAAAGCUUCUGUACAUUACUAUGUGCAGUCCCACAUCCAAAUGAAUGAAUACCGGGAUCGUGUAGUAUUGAUAAUGGAUGUUAACUCACUCCCUCACUUCUGUAAACAAAGGGGUUCUGGUUCUUCUCGUGUUGUUGCUGCUGCAAAUGGAACCACCACCACCACAAACUGCUACUCGUUAGAUCAUGCCUUCCACCAGCAGCUCUACAACUAUGUUAAGCAACAAGCUGAGCAGGAGGAAUCCUAUUCACGACUUCUCAAACAAGGCUCGGUCCAUGUGAAUUUCCCUGCGCCUGACCCCGAAGGUGCCAUGAUCGCGACGAGGAUAGAGUCCGAGCUCCACAAGCUAGGUGAUUCCAAUGGUUUCAACAACUCGUUCAGCAGACUCCAGGUGAAUGGCAUGUGAAAAGAGCUGAAACAAGGAAUGAAUGAACAUAUAGGGAUAUUUAAUUUAUUUACUGAUUUCUCACCAAUAUUAAGUGGACUAGAGAGAGGCAGAGAGAUCCAGGCCUCCGCAAAACUCGAGAAAGAUGGUGAAAGUUGUCGACUUUGUACUAAGGUUAUUGAGUGUGUAGCCUUUCAAUUUGUUGCAUCAGCUCGAUGCACAUCUUGCAGAGUAAGUUGAGGGGCUAAGACGAGAAACAUCUUAGGGUGGAAUGAUCUUCUUGUGACCUCCCUCUAUAUUAUUUUAUAAGGAAUUACUUGCUUCAGAAGAGCUUUACUCAUUUUGCACAUUGUCUUGGAGCCACUUUCAUCAGAAGAGCUUUAAUUAAUCCUUCUUAGCCACAUUUUGGUUCUUGAACUUAAAAUGGGAUUAAAGACAAAUUUCCUUGAUUUUUUU
This is a messenger RNA of Linum tenue, 1053 nucleotides long. Lineage: Eukaryota; Viridiplantae; Streptophyta; Magnoliopsida; Malpighiales; Linaceae. The record is from the annotation of a GenBank genome assembly.